Messenger RNA from Branchiostoma belcheri (Belcher's lancelet), 2631 nucleotides. RefSeq names its product potassium voltage-gated channel subfamily A member 7-like. The record is from RefSeq and is a predicted model, not a curated record. The transcript is spliced from 4 exons. Gene Ontology annotation, cellular component: voltage-gated potassium channel complex; membrane. Lineage: Eukaryota; Metazoa; Chordata; Leptocardii; Amphioxiformes; Branchiostomatidae. Gene Ontology annotation, biological process: potassium ion transmembrane transport; protein homooligomerization. Gene Ontology annotation, molecular function: delayed rectifier potassium channel activity. The coding region runs from base 667 to 2223 and encodes 518 amino acids.
UUGUCGUCGAUAAAAACAUAAAGACUACACCCUAACGCAACCGUGCGUCACGUCUCAGUCCGGUGAUGGUGGUUACUGGUGCGUUUGUGCACGGUCACUACUGUGUGAAGAUUGGCAAAAUAGCAGGGCCUUUAGCGCCAUGCGUCCGAGGGGUAUCAGUGAACAGAGCUCUUUAGUUCGACCGCACGUCGGCUACACGGACGGUUGGAGGAUUGUAGCAUUCCUGCCAUUUUGCAACACUGGUGCCGCCGAGGGCUAACUUUGGUAAAAAAAACGUACGCAAUUCAACGUCUGAAUCUUUAAUUCACGAACUUCAACGGAGUCAACUCGCUGACAAACAACUACGGGUACAGCAGUGGCAAAAACAGCGAGGUUUGAAUCUCUUUGGAUACAACAAGGCGGUAUCGUAUCGGGGACAAAGACAGUUAGAUUCUGCCCAUCAUUUAUUCAUGGCGAGUUUAUCCCGGAGAUUUGUCAGCAACAAUUGUGACUGAUUCGUCGGUUGGACCGAACAUUGUGCGCGGGACAAAAACGCCGCUGUCAUUUCGGACAGAAUUGCUUUGUGACUCAGAAACGCGGCAAAACCGAGUCACAAGAUACGGUUGGAGUUGGGAGAGACAACGGCACAUCUUCAGUUGAUCGGAUAUUUUCUCUCAAUGAUUCACCAUGAAUUUCCACUCGGAUAUCUCUGUUUACCAACCUCGGUCUCGCGGGGCGUACCGCGGGCAGAACCGGGGGAACAACAACUACAGCCCCAGCCCCAACAUGGCGCACAUCCGCAUGCAACAGGUCAUCCACUACGAUCACAUCCACAACACAGAUCCGCGUACGAAGGACAGUCACCGUGGACAGUCCGGCGACUACUCCCCCUCUCCCCGUCCCCGUUUUACCAGCAUUGACCGUAAUGACGACGCCAUAAAGUACGAGAACGCUGGGACUGGGGAGGAGAGUGACUGCCAGAUUGUCGUUGUGAACGUGAGCGGGCUGAGGUUCGCUACACGAGCCAGGGUCUUCGACCGUCUUCCCGACACUCUACUAGGAAACUUGGAGAAGAGGAAAGAGCUGUACGACCCUGUGACCAGAGAAAUCUUCUUCGACCGCCAUCGGCCAAGCUUUGAGGCUAUCUUCGACUACUACCUGCGCGGAGGGCGGCUGAAGUGCCCCUACCAAGUCCCGCUAGACGUAUUCCUGGAGGAAGUCGAUUUUUUCGGACUCAGCGGCCACCCCGUGGAAGACAACCCCCAUCUUUCCACCAGUGCAGAAGCAGAGCCGAAACAUCCGCUCAAGAAGAAGAUAUGGCACGUUUUGGAGAAGCCAGCAGAGUCUUUGGUUGGUCGAGCGAUUGGUGCCUUCAUAGUGGCAGUGGUUCUUCUGUCGACCAUAUCUUUCUGUGUGGAGACCAUACCCAUGUCUGAACCCGUGUCGGAACCCCGGCAUGAAGUCGUCGACCCAAACUCCACAGAAAAUGACAGCGCGUCCCAGAACCCUAAGAAGACGGAGUUCAACUAUUUCUUGAUUGCCUACACUCAUUUCGCGUUCUUCUGGAUUGAGACGGUCUGCAUCGCCAUUUUCACGGCAGAAUUCACCGCCCGCUACGCCGUCACUCCCAAAACCACCGAAAAGUUCCUCAAAAACAUGACGAAUAUCAUCGACAUGGUGGCCAUCAUUCCGUACUUCCUAACCCUCAUCACCAUCGGACUUGCUGACGGCAUGGCGACUACAUAUACCCAGGGUACGGUCCACGUCUUCCUCCGCAUCUUUCGACUCCUUCGCGUCGUUCGGGUCUUCAAGCUUUCCCGGCAUUCCAAGGGGCUGAGGAUUCUGGGUAAAACGCUGCGGGCCAGCAUGAACGAGUUCGUCAUCCUGUCGUUCUUCAUGAUCGUCGCCAUGGUGUUCUUCUCCAGCGUCAUGUACGUCACGGAGGCCCAUCACCCGAGAACCAACUACACCAGCAUCCCGGACGGCUUCUGGUGGGCCGUGGUUACCAUGACGACCGUGGGGUACGGCGACAACACCCCUCUCACGGUUGGCGGGAAAAUCGUCGGUGCGGUGUGCGCCGUGACGGGACUGUUAGUCAUCGCACUCCCCGUACCGGUCAUUGUGUCGAACUUCAACUACUUCUACCGCACAGAAAGGGGAAUCAUCGGCCCUAACAACCAGCGUGCUGUAGGAGCCAAAAAGGACAAGAAAAAGAAGAAGUGUUGUAUCAGUUGCCACACGUGAUAUCAAAAUGAUUGAAGUGUCGUGUAGGUCAGUUGAUGACCUUAUUGUGUUUUAUAAUACUACUAUUAAUAUACUAGACAAAAAAGCGCCAUGCUUCGUCAUCAGUUCGGUCGAAAAGAAAAACAUUCAACUAUUAUAUAGUGUUUUACCGAACGUUUUGACGCCUAACAAAAUGUAGCCGUUAGAAAAAUAAGUGGACUGAUCUGUUAAACGAAUCAUGUUGUGAGGGAAAAAGACAGGAAGUGAAAGAUCAUGGAACCAAAAGAUCGAUGUUUGUGCUUGACUUUUAGAGAUGGCAGUUUGCAUUCUAUAUCAUAACUGAUAUGUUUACAAUCGUGAAAACAUGUCAGAUAUAUGUGUGCAGUUCCCUUUUUUUCACUGACGACCUGUGUACAUACUUUGCUUAGU